This is a messenger RNA of Trichophyton rubrum CBS 118892, 657 nucleotides long. RefSeq lists its product as uncharacterized. The record is from RefSeq and is a predicted model, not a curated record. Bases 1 to 657 code for a protein of 218 amino acids. Lineage: Eukaryota; Fungi; Ascomycota; Eurotiomycetes; Onygenales; Arthrodermataceae. The transcript is spliced from 2 exons.
AUGGCUUCACCCGAGAAAAAAAGCUACCUUGAUAAACGAGACUUUGAACAAGGCCUGAAAGCAUUGGACGAGGAAAUGGGAAAAAACGAAAUGAUUGCGGCAUUUGCUCCUAUUCGCAUGAUUACCGCCGGAGGUUUCCUGGCCGUGAUGUAUCUCCAAAGUAGAAGUUCGACCGGAGAUCUCGACUACCUGCUGGAGCCAGAAUGGGCCAAAGACCCAGAUAUCCAAAGACCACUUAAAGAAGCGAUAUUUAGGACGGGGGAGCGGCUCUUCUUCGAUACGGAGUGGGCGAAUGAGGACGUUGCCUUAUUCGUGACAAGCUCCACAAGGGAGGAGCUCUUUCGUAAGGCGGAGGAGCAGAAUAUCGUCCUGUUCAAAGGGGAAAACCUCGUCCUUUUGGCAGCCCCAAUGGAAUGGGCAGUCGAGCGAAAAAUCAGGAGGAUUUAUGCGGUAGAUCGAGGCCGAAAGGCCGAGUUCGACAUGAACGACUGUCUAGCAAUGCUUAAAUGUCUGAGAGAACGGCAGGAUGGGCCGCUUGACCGCGAAUAUAUCCGUACAUUGAAUGUCAACUCCUUUGAUGUGCUGCCAGAUCAUCAAAUUAUGGACCUCAUCGCAACCGCAUAUCGCGACAAGUACAAUGAGGAGAUAUUUAGAUAG